AUGGCCUUUUGCCGCCAAUUGUCGGCCCUUUUGCGGAAGGAUUGGAUAAUCCGUGUCCGCAAUCCAAUCGCCACAGUCUUCGAACUGUUCCCGGCUGUCCUUCUGGCCCUUAUGCUCGCAUAUCACACACGCGAUGAGCGCUAUCCAUACCUGACCACCGAUGGUACCGAAGCCGCAGAUAUGAGCCGAUUGAGCUCAGGGAAGUCAUGGCGCAGUUAUCCCUUCAACUUAGCCAAACCCAUUGAAGGUGUGUCUCAGAUAUACUUCACACCAAACAACGCAUUCACAGGCGAUCUGAUGAACACAUUGAAGACAAUCAGCGGUUGGGAUGUCGUUCCCGUCGAGAAUGCCAUGAAAUUAAGGGAAAUAGUGAAACAAUCCAAUACUACGGGAAAUUAUAGCAAUUGGCGUAAGGAAUCGAUAGGUAUUAUAUUCGAUGGUUCCGAUUACAAAGAGCACCGGGACUUCAAGUAUACACUGGUGGCAGAGAGCGAUGAGGCAGAGACGGCUAUGGAUAUAGAGAACGAAAGGGACGACUAUUUCGGAAGAAUGCACCGACGCUUCCCGUCCCUAUACGACGAUUCCAUCGUUAAAUGGGUGCAAACGGUGGUGAACGAGGCCUUCCUCACCAAAGUGGCCAAAGAUAACGGUGCGAAUCGUCCCGCCAUUGGGCGACUGAACUUCCAUACGUUUCCACUGCCACGAGAACUGUACAACUUAAGCGCUAAAGACCUCGAUUACCCCAGGGGACGAUUUUCUCAGCGGGUGUCGAGGGGUGACUUCAUUUCGAUGACCAUUGUGUUGGGAUAUAUCGUGUUGUGUCCGUUGAUUGUCCGGCGGGUGACGAACGAGAAGUCCAAUAAAGUCAAAGAACUGAUGCGAAUGAUGGGAAUGUCUGAGUGGAUCUUCUGGACCUCCCAUUUCAUCAAUUAUCUCAUUGUCAUGUCAUUGCAUGCGUUCGUGUUUGUGAUGAUCUACUGCUAUGGCUUACCAUUGCUGGGAUGGGAGGGCAGAGCGCUGCUCGACCUCCAGAAUCCCGUCUUAUUCUUCACGAUUCUGUUUUGUAUGGCAUUCACCACAGUAUUCAAUCACUCGGUUCUGGCGGUCAUAGUGAUGGUCAUCGCUUAUAUCAUUGUCUACGGCGUCGGUAUGUUUUACUUGAGUCCGAUGUACUCACAACGAGAGUAUGACUCAAACAAUAUGAGGCUUUUGUCGUCAAUAUACCCGAGUUAUGCGAUCACAUGGUCUGUGGGUUUGUUGGCCCGUUGGGAAUGGUGUGCCGUAACCGUCGGUUUCGCGCAACUCUUCGCAAACACGCCAUUCAUUCAAUUAAGAUUAGGCGAAGUACUGGCCGUACAGAUACUGUCGUGCUUUUUGUGGGCACUUGUGAUCUGGUAUUUGGACGCCGUUUGGCCCUUUCAGGACGGAGUGCCCCAAUCCCUGUGCUUCCCGUGUCAGCCCUCCUAUUAUUGUCCGCAUAAGUCCGUCAAGAAUAGCGAAUCGACGGCCAGUUCUGCGAAAAAUGAAAACUUUGAAACUCAACCGAAAGACAGCAAAGUUAUGAUAUCUUUGAGAAAGAUAUCAAAAGAUUUCGGUGGCGGACGAGGGGUUAAAGACAUGUCUUUAGAUAUCUUCAGCCAACAAAUUACUGUUUUGUUGGGACAUAACGGCGCCGGAAAGACCACUACAAUGAAUAUGAUAACCGGUAUAUUCCCUCCCAGUUCGGGAACAGUACUCGUCAACGGUUAUGAUGUGAUGACUGCCAUCCGAGAGGCCAGAAAGAGCAUUGGUUUGUGUCCACAGGAGAAUAUUCUCUUCAAUGACUUGACUGUUGCACAACAUCUCAGACUUUAUGCCGUUUUGAAAGACUUCCCGAGCGAUCAGAUAAAGCCGGAGAUCGAGAGAGUGUUGUCUAUAAUCCGAUUGAACGACAAAAAGGAUUGGAAGAGUAAAUCACUUUCUGGAGGAAUGAAACGGAAACUGAGUUUAGGAAUCGCUAUAAUCGGCGGAACAGAAGUCCUGAUACUGGAUGAGCCGACCUCUGGUAUGGACCCCGAGGCGCGCAGAGCUAUUUGGGAUGUCUUACAAGAUGUGAGACGACAGAAGACUAUACUAUUGACCACUCAUUACAUGGAAGAGGCGGAUGUACUGACCAUUAGUUUUCAUGACUUGAAUGUAUUGGGCGACAGAAUAGCCAUUAUGUCUGAAGGUGUCCUCAAAUGCUGCGGAUCUCCUAUGUAUUUGAAGAAGCGAUUUGGUGCCGGAUAUCACCUGAGAAUCUCAAAGUCAGACAAUUAUAAGAAGGAAGCGGUCGAUGAGAUACUCAAAAGACAUUUACCCGACAGUCGUCUUCAGAGCGAAAUCAAUACAGAAAUCAUUUAUUCACUCGAAUCGGAGAACACAUCCAAACAAACCGAUAAAAAUGUUUUCCCGAAACUGUUUGACGAACUCGAGAGUCGGAAACAGGCGAUCGGUUUACAAUCGUUUGGCAUAACUGUGACCACAAUGGAAGACGUGUUCUUGAAGGUGGGAUCCAAUGUAGAGGUCGACCACAAGUCAACGAACGCCGCGAAUAAUAAAAAGCCAAAUGAAUACCAGAAUAUUACAGGACUUCCACUGAUUGUACAAUCAGUCCUCCAGAAGAGCCGUACGAAAUGUAUCGACAUUUGCUGA
Messenger RNA from Oppiella nova, 2673 nucleotides. The record is from the annotation of a GenBank genome assembly. Lineage: Eukaryota; Metazoa; Arthropoda; Arachnida; Sarcoptiformes; Oppiidae.